AUGAUAUCUUCCAAAAGUAAUAACAAAAUUUCGAAAGGUGAUGAACAACAAACAAUUCAUUUAGUAAGCCUUGACCAGACGUACGUGUGUUUUGACGUGGAACAAUUGACAAAUGCAAGACAGGAAGUGAAACUAAAGCGUUACGAAGGUGUUCAGGAUGACAUUGCAUGGCGUAUGAGAACAAACGUACCCACUCGAUAUCUCAUCAAUCCAUCCAAAGGUUUCAUUCAAAACAAUGAACCGAUCACACUUUGCAUCGAAUUAUUAGAAAAUAAAUUCCAUCCGAAUCAUAAAUUAACUCUUCAAGCAAUUGCAAUAAUUGAUGGAUGCAAUGAGCGAACAAUUUGGAAGCAUCAAAAUGCCAAAAAAUGCAGUAAAGUGCAACUGAUAAGACUGAAAUUAAGUACAGUACUGAUAAAUGUCGAAAUGGCCAAAUUUGAGGAAGAAAAUUUUGCAAUGGAAGCAGGAAAUUUAGAAAAGUUUAUGGAACAAAGCUCAACCACUGGAUUCAAACGUAUUAGAGAACUGGAAAAGUUGCUGAACACUUUGGAAGAUGAUUUCAGUUAUAUCCGGAAGAAUACUGAACGGACGAAACGUUUAAAGGCGGCUUUGGAACAAGCAUUAGAUUCACGUAAAUUAACUUUGGUUGAACUGAAACGACGAGCAAUGGAAAGUGAUCGAAAGACGAAAAAGUUGAAGAAGAAACUUGAAAGUAAAGAAGCGCAACUGCAACUUGCGCAGCAAACACAAACAAAUAAUUUGAGUAGUCCAACUUGUCGAAUUUCAUAA
This is a messenger RNA of Brugia malayi, 789 nucleotides long. RefSeq lists its product as uncharacterized. The record is from RefSeq and is a predicted model, not a curated record. The coding region runs from base 1 to 789 and encodes 262 amino acids. The transcript has 5 exons. NCBI's taxonomy places the organism in Eukaryota, Metazoa, Nematoda, Chromadorea, Rhabditida, Onchocercidae.